Aspergillus oryzae RIB40 is the source of this 1146-nucleotide messenger RNA. RefSeq lists its product as uncharacterized. The transcript is spliced from 5 exons. Gene Ontology annotation, biological process: protein N-linked glycosylation. The coding region runs from base 1 to 1146 and encodes 381 amino acids. Lineage: Eukaryota; Fungi; Ascomycota; Eurotiomycetes; Eurotiales; Aspergillaceae. The record is from RefSeq and is a predicted model, not a curated record. Gene Ontology annotation, cellular component: mannan polymerase complex. Gene Ontology annotation, molecular function: alpha-1,6-mannosyltransferase activity.
AUGCCUACAUUUGCAUCAACAGCUCCCAAGGACUCUUUCAUCAAUGUUCUCAAUUUGAGGUCAUCAUUGUCAAUAUGGAAGAAUUUCUGUCAACCCAGUGAAAAUAUUCCCAACGAACUGAGUCGCGUCUCAGUUAAAAUAUGUCGCACUGUGUUCACUUCUGAAGUGGUAGUGUGGUAUAUGCCGCCAAGUUGGGUGCAGCGAAACCCCCAACCCCGAACUAUUAUCGAAGCCGCACAGUUGGCAAUCCAAGUGACUGACAUUGGCGAAGUACGCCAUUUUAUGCCACAUUCCCAAAUCCCUUUGAUCGUCCAUCAGACAUGGAGUCAUCGGCAAAUAGAUACUUGGCCAGAUGACUUGCGGCAAAGUGUCGAGAAAUGGCUGCAGUUCGUGGUCGAGGAUGAAAUGGCAUAUUUCCUCUGGGAAGACGAGGGCAUGGUGGAGUUUAUCGAUCACUUUGAGCCUCAGGCCCAUGAUUAUUAUUCAUCGCUGCCAUUAAUGGUUGAGAAAACAGACUACUUUCGUAUCACAGUCGCUACAUGUGUUGGCGGGAUCUAUGGAGAUCUCGAUACUGUGCCACUCAAGCCGCCUGCCCAGUGGAUCACUUCACAGGAUGUUCGGCCAUGGACGGAUCUGGAGACUAGGUCCGUCUAUAAUUCUAUGAAGCCUGUCAGGGCACUUUUCGGCAUCGAAGCUGAUUGUCUGCCCACUGACCACACAUGCUGGCGUAUGGGAUAUCCAUAUUCAAUCCAACUAACUCAGUGGUCGUUCGCCUCGGCACGAGACCAUCCUCUCCUACACCAAUAUAUCGAGAACCUGGCUCACCAAUUACAGAAAAUUGCAAAUCACCACGGCGGAUUACAAACAUCAGCCGCUCGUACUGAGUUACAGGCCCUUGAUCCUCUGACUUUGACGGGUCCGGAGGCAGUCACUCGCGCUGCUCAGGAAUGGCUCAAUACCUCAGCUGGGCUGAGAUGGAAUGCGUUGACUGGUUUACAUGAUGGAGGGAAGGCUAAAUUAGUCGACGAUGUGUUGAUCCUCCCUAUUACUAGCUUUAGUCCUGGGAGAGGAAAAUACGGUAACAUGGGCUCUAAGCCCAUCACAGAUCCAACAGCCCUAGUGCACCAUCACGGCCAAGGGUCAUGA